Molecule: messenger RNA, 6437 nt
Organism: Betta splendens (Siamese fighting fish)
Lineage: Eukaryota; Metazoa; Chordata; Actinopteri; Anabantiformes; Osphronemidae
Gene: crb2a
Product: crumbs cell polarity complex component 2a
Exons: 13
Coding region: 278-4690 (1470 amino acids)
Biological process (GO): establishment or maintenance of epithelial cell apical/basal polarity; heterophilic cell-cell adhesion
Cellular component (GO): plasma membrane; protein-containing complex
Molecular function (GO): calcium ion binding
Source: RefSeq, a predicted model, not a curated record
UGUUGACGGUUUCCAUAGAUUUGUCUUGUUAGUCCAGCUCAUGUUUUGCUGUUGUCUCUGAGCUCUCAUGGCUGAUUACACAUUGAAGGGAGGGCUGCCUGUUUGAAUCCAGGGCUGCUCUCAUUAGCAGCCAAGCAUGGGCAGAGUGCAGCAUGUCACCCUCUAAACACAGCAGCUGAGCCGAGCACAGAGCAUGUCCAUCACAUAGCAGCAUGUCAGUGAUGCCGGACGUCUAGCCUGUUUGUUUCCCCGUGGUCUUGUGUUCGCCGGUGUCACCAUGGAGCUGGGCCAAAUUCACCUGAACCUGAAAACAGUGCUGCUGACGAUGAUGAUGUUUAAGUGGGGCAUCCUCUGCUCGGCUUCAUCAGACAAAUGUCUGUCUGCGCCCUGCCAGAACGGGGCCACCUGUGUGGACACCACGGACGACUACGCCUGUAUCUGUGCCAGGGACGGGGUCCGAUACAUGGGCAAAACCUGCGAGGAGCUCUACGACGCCUGCGUCUUCGCUCCGUGCGAGCGCUGCAGCAGCACCCCCGGCACCGCAGAGUACCGCUGCGCGUGUCCGAGCGGCCUCACGGGGGACAACUGCACCGUGGACGUGGACGAGUGCGAGAGCAGCCCGUGCUCCGCUCCGCGGUCGCUGUGCGUGGAUCAGCUCAACGGCUACUUCUGCAGGUGCCCCCCCGGGCUCGGCGGACGGGACUGCAGGGCGCGCGUGACCGACUGCGUGGACGAGCCCUGCAGGAAUAACGGGACGUGCGCUCUGCGACCGGAGGGCUUCGCGUGUCACUGCGCCGCGGGCUUCGAAGGGCGGACGUGCGAGGAGGACGUCGACGAGUGCUCAUCGGAGCCCUGUCAGAACGGAGCCAUCUGCGUCGACGGGGUGGCGGAGUUCCACUGCUUCUGCGUGCCGGGCUUCCAGGGCCACAACUGUGAGAUCGACAUCAACGAGUGCGCGUCACGGCCCUGCGAGAACAACGGCACGUGCAUCAACGAGAAGGACCACUACGAGUGCGAGUGCUUGACGGGCUUCGCAGGAGUCAACUGUGAGGCUGAGGUAGAUGAGUGCGAGUCCAGCCCCUGCCGCAACGGAGCCACCUGCCACGACCUGAUCGGCAUGUACGCGUGUGAAUGUCUGCCGGGGUUCGAAGGCGUUGACUGUGAGGUGGACGUGGACGAGUGCGUCAGCGUGCCGUGCCAGAAUGGAGCAGUGUGUCAGGACAUGGUCAACAGCUACGACUGUGACUGUGGAAACACGGGAUUUGAGGGCGAUCACUGUGAAGUGGACAUCGCUGAGUGUGCGUCUGAGCCCUGUCAGCACGCUGCCACGUGCGUGGAAGGAGUCAAAGGCUACACCUGCCUCUGCUGGCCGGGUUACGAAGGCCCAAACUGCGAGACGGACAUCGAUGAAUGUGCUGAGCAGCCGUGUGAGAACGGAGGCCGGUGUUUCCAGCGCUCCGAUCCGUCCCACUGGACGCCGGACUGGGAGCUCAGCUUUGCAGAUGCCGCGGGCUACGUCUGCCAGUGUCCGCCGGGCUUCGCAGGAGAAAACUGCUCGGUGGACAUCGACGAGUGCGAGUCGGAGCCGUGUCAGAGCGGAGGCUCCUGUGAGGACGGGAUCAACAGCUACACCUGCACAUGCGCCGCAGGGUUCCUGGGGAAGCUGUGUGAGGUGAACGUAGACGAGUGUGAGAGCCAGCCCUGUCAGAACGGCGGCUGGUGCGAAGACGGCAGGGCGUCCUACACGUGCCACUGCCCCGACGCGGCCGCGGGCCAGCUUCCCUGGGGGGGGCGUCAGUGCGAGGUGCAGCUCCGCGGCUGCGUGGGCCACGCCUGCCAGAACGGGGCCACCUGCCGCCCGUGGCUGGAGGGGGGAGAGCACGGGCACGCGUGCCUGUGCCCCCCCGGCUUCUACGACCCGCGCUGCUCCACCAGAACCACCUUCUCCUUCUCCUCCCCCGGGUUCGUCCACAUCCGGGUGGUCGAGGACGCGCGGGGCAGGAGGGAGCUGCAGCACAGAGCCCACCGAGGUCAUGGGGUCCAGCUCCGCUUCCGGACCACUUUGCCCAGCCUGGUGCUCUUCUACAGGGGGGAUGCGGACAACCACCUGCUGCUGGAGGUCGUGAGCGGGGGCCUUCGUGCCAAAGCUUCCUCUGAGGACUCUGAGCUGGAAGUAACGUAUCCUGGGCUGCUCAGCGACGGGGACUGGAGGGACGCCCACGUGUACGUAGAUGCUGAAGGCCUGACUCUGACCGUGAAGGGCCCUGGCUGCGAGUGGGACCGCUGCAGAGUCACCGAUGGUGGAGCGAGUGAGCCCACCUUUCAGCCCUCUGAAGCCUUCGCUCACGUUUAUAUCGGUGGAGCUCCUGAGGAGCUCUUGGAGAACUCUAUGAGUGGCGUAGGUUUCAUUGGAUGCAUGGAGGACCUGAUGAUAGACUCUAAGCCCAUCCUGCCACAGACGCUGCCAGAGAACCAGGGGCAUGAGCUGGGGUGCAAUAAGACCGAGUGGUGUAAACCGGACCCCUGUGACGGACACGGCCGCUGCGUGGACCUGUGGACCAGCUAUUACUGUGACUGCCACCGGCCCUUUUACAGUGAGAGCUGCUCUGAAGAGUUCCCUUCAUGGACGUACGGCCACGAGGACACGCUGAGUUUCAGUGCGUACGACAUUGGUCAGAGUCACGGCAGCAGCUUCAACGUGUCCUUCUUCCUGAGGUCGCUGAAGAGCGAGGGGCUGCUGUUCCAGCUCCGGAGGCCCACGGAAAAGGCCGAGGGUCAGGUGUACUUCUCCGUGUACCUGGGGAUGGGGAGGCUGCUGGUCAGCUCGCUGCCCGGCAGCGCCCCGCUCACCGCGCCCGUGUUUGUGGCCACGGGGGAGAAGCAGCUGGUGCAGGUGGAGGUGCGGGGGGAGCAGGUGGUCUUUGGCCACGCAGGCCUGCGCUACAGCAUAGGACAGAUCCCCCAAGUGGCCGUCGCCAGCGGCGACGAGGCCUACGUGGGAGGACUUCCAGGAGACUGGAGCGCGGAGGCGUGGGGCGGGCGCUACAAAGGCUGCCUGCAAGACCUGCGCCUGGGUUCAACGCACCUGGACGUGGACGCGUGGAACAUUUCGGCUGAGGAGGGGGCGUAUUUACCGAGUGACGCUGAGAACGUGAUGAGAGGCUGCGUCAGCGACGACACCUGCAAGAUAAAGCCUUGUCAGAACGGUGGAGAGUGCGCCGUCACCUUCAACGACUUCAGGUGCUCCUGUCCGGAGCGGUACGCCGGAAAGAGCUGUGAAACACAUGUGUGGUGCGUUAGUGACCCCUGUGUGAACGGAGGCCACUGCGUGGACCUCCCCGAUGGAUAUGAAUGUGUGCACAACGCCACGUUUGAGAACAACCCUGUCCAGUACAGCGCUGGAGGCUCGCUGGCCCGACCCGUCUCCAACAUAUACCUGGAGCUGCGGACCCGGUCGGAGAACGCCGUGCUCCUCAGGGCCGCCUGGGGCUCCGACAUGCUGAUGGUGAGCCUGCUGGACGCCUGCGUGCGGGUGGAGAUCCACGUCGGGAACAGCGUGGAGACCCUGGCCUUCACCGGGGUCCGGCGAGUGGCCGACGGCCGCUGGCACCGCGUCAACGUCUCCAUGGCGGAGCGCAAGCGCAAAGCCUCCCCCUGGUUCAUCAUCGUGGACGGGGUCACGGACGCCAGCAGCAGCCCGGAGCGCACGGGGGGCCUGCACUUCCUCAACGAGAAGGGGGCCGCGCUGGCCGUCGCAGAGAGCUUCACCGGCUGCUUGGGCGCCGUGAGAGUGGGAGGAGUCUACCUCCCCUUCAUGGACGACUAUGAGGCCCCGCAGGCGUCCCAGUUUCACCUGGUGGGCAAACCGAAGGUGCGUUUGGGCUGCACCAGCGCCCCUGUCUGUGACUCGGACCCCUGUCUGAACGGGGCCACCUGCGAGGAUCUCUUCAAUAAGUUCGGCUGCGUGUGCGACUCCGGCUGGGAGGGAGAACGGUGUGAGGCUGAUGCUGACGACUGCGCCUCUCAGCCCUGCGUCCAUGGCAACUGCAGGGACCGGCUGGCAGCGUUUGAGUGCCAGUGCCGCCCCGGCUACGCGGGCGCGCUGUGCGAGGAGGACCUGGAUGAGUGCGAGCAUCACGCGUGUGAGCACGGAGGCACCUGUCGGGACGGACCCAACAUGUACCACUGCACAUGCCCCGAGGCCUACAGCGGCCCCCUGUGCCAGUGGGACUAUCCUCCAAUACAGUGCGGCAAAGACAUGCAGUGUGUCAAUGACGGCGUGUGCACUGAUGGGCUGUGGGGGGCCAACUGUACGUGUGUGCCAGGCUUCACAGGCAGCAGUUGUGAAACGGAGAUUAACGAGUGUGAGUCCAACCCCUGCCAAAAUGGCGGCUCCUGCUUAGAUCGAUUCAACAUGUUCGUGUGUGAAUGUCCACCUGGCUACAGCGGCCCAACGUGUGACACUAAUAAAUUGGCCAGUAAGCAGGGCGUCCCCUGGCUGGCACUAGCCAUCCUGCUGCUCUGCUUCUGUGUGCUGAUACUGAUCUUCAGCCUGACCUUCAUGGUGCUCACAGCCAGGAAGAAGCGCCAGUCGGAGGGCGCGUACAGCCCCAGUGCUCAGGAGCUGGCCGGGGCUCGGCUGGAGAUGGACAGCAUGCUCAAAGUGCCACCAGAGGAGAGGCUCAUCUGACGGGAUGGGGAGCUGGAGGUGAUCCGGACCCACAGAGCUCACCUGAGGCUGUGGGCCACACAGCCCUGCGGGUGGACGCGGUGCUCAGUGCAGUUAGUACCAUGGUUGAACAGUAUUAGUGUGCGUAAACUACAGGUGACGCAAGGAAACGGCCCUAAGUCUUCUUCUGAAGCAUCAAACGAUAGGAUGAGGACCCAAGAAGGUGGUUUAUUGUAUAAGACAGGGCCCGUCUGGUGCUGUACGUGUGAUUGUGGUUAGAAAAGUAUUGAGAUUUUUUUUAAAAAAAGCUCUUUAUUUCAAGAAGCCUGAACACAAACCAUGAAAACUGUCCUCUGGUGUUUUAAUAGUCAUCAUUGUGGUGACGCCUGAGUCAGGACUGGUUUUGUUUUCAGUGGGACAAGGUGGGAAGUGGGGCAAAUGCUGCUAGUUAACCCAAGGACUAGUGUGUGUCUCGAGAGAGAGAGAGAGAGAGAAAUACACAAAUACAUAUAAACUGGGGCUUUCUGAGCAGAAAGCUGAAACUUCACUGAUCCUGCACUGGCAACCCACCUGAUCCCUCUGUAACAGGACGGAGAAUGAAUGAGUCAAAGGUGCCAACCGGCGGUUUCAUGGGUUAACGUUAUUUAUAAUUGACUUGUUGAAUUAAGAACCAACGCGCUGUAGACAUUCAGUCUGUAUUGCAGCUGGUCAUUCCAGCGAAGAGACAGAAACUGGAUACUGUAACUGCUAAGAAAAUACUCCGUUAUAUUUUUUCUACAUUGUUAGUGGCUUAUUCUUCUGCAGUUGUUGGAUCAGCUGUUGAAUCAACUCCAGGAACAGUUUGUCUUCAUGAACUAAUUUCUCGUUGGGAUAUUUGAAUUUCCUUCAAAUUCCUAGUUGUAUCCUACAAACCCUAACCCUACUGUAGGAUACAAUGUUCUAUAUUGUUAAACACUGACAAAAGUGAGCAGGGCUUCACUGACUGAAGGAAGACACAACAAUUAGACUUGAUUGUUUGCACUUACUGUUAAGUUCUGGUGUCGCUCCUGGGCGAACAACCCUUAUAAGAAUAAAGUGUUUCAGUGAGUGAGAUUGACUUCAAUGAUAUGAGUAAAACACACAGGACACUAUUAGACUUGACUUUGGAGCAAGGAAAGUUUCUUACAAGAUUCCAUGCAUUUUCAGGUCUCAGUGUGAGACACACAAUCUUUUUGAUAGAAGGCGGUGGAUUGUACAUUUUAUUCCACAAGUUGACAUUUUUGUUGUUGUCUGUUUAGGUCAAACCUGUACAUGUUGUGUAUUUAUGGUUAUAUACUCUGUAUAUAAGUGAACUGAUAUUCAUUGCGUUUCAGUGGGCGCUCACAUCUGUCUGUGUCUCCAGUAGCUUCUUCACAGUCAGUAAAACACAGAUUAACUAGUUUAAGGUACGAACUGUGAUGGAGAAGCGUCUUCUGUAGAUAUGAAAGUUAAAUACUUUACCAUGAAUAAUGAAAGGAAUAAGUGUUUUAUGAAUAUAAUGUACAAUAUAAGGUGUUAUUGCAUAUGGGAGCAUUUAGGUAGGUCUGCACACAAUCUUUUGUUUGCUUUGUUCCUUUGAUAUAAAAAAUACCCAACAUUUGAAAAAAAUAAAGUGACUGUUGUUUCUAUGAUCCUGGCAAAGACUUAUAAUAACUGCAGCAACUUACACCUGCAGCUUCCAACUCGUGUUCGCUAUAGCUUCUUCCACAGAGAUGAUGGUGAAGGAAGAAAUAAAAAAUGCAUCACAGUG